GACGAGAGAAUUCUUCUUCUUCUUCUUCCUAUUUCCUUCUCUAAUUCAUAAACACAGAAGUCUGCAAGAUUGCUGCUUCCAGACUUUGAAUUGAAGGGACUCCUGGAGGUGAUUUGCUCAAGCCUACCAGCAAUUUGUAGUGGGGGCAAAUAACACUCUAAGGAGAGUGAAUCAUUCACGCCUUCAAUCAAUUCUUUCCUACCAGAUCCUCACAAUCGUGUCUCCCCUGCUCUACCUUCAUUCUUAUUUAUAGCCUACAGAUAGAACUCGGGAACUUGGUGUUAAAAUAUAUUAGCUUAAGUACCAAUGUGUAAUUAGCCACAAUUGUUUAAUGUAAUUAGAACUAGGGUUAAUCUCCUAUAUAGGAGCCGGCCAUACAUCCCUGUACAAUUAACGAGUAUAGUGAAAACCUAUUGAAGAGCACAGCCUCUUCCGUGGACUAGUCCUGGCAACAGGGAUACCACGUUAAACUCCGUGUGUUCUUUACUUUCAGCUUGAUUCUUUACAUGGUAUCAGAGCCUCCGUGCUAAAGGUUAGUUCGUUCUUCUUGGUGGAUUCGGAUCUGCAGCGUUUGAGUUUUCUUUCCCUUCCUUGUUACGAUCGUCGUUGGCGCUUGGAUUGGAAGUUUGUGCUGCUGUUAGGGUUCCGCCGUCAGGGUCUUCGCGCGCCAGUUGAGGUCUGUUGUUUGGUGUUGGUGUGCAAGUUUGGGUCGUCGUUAUUGGGUUUCUUUCUGCGCUGGUUGGGUUUCGUUUGUGCAACGUGGUUAUUAUGGAUUUCUCCAAAAUGGAAGCAGUCACUACUAAGUUUGAUGGUCGUAAUUUUUCAAUAUGGGAGUUUCAAUUCCGCAAUUUUGUGGCGGGUAAGAGGCUUCUUCCAAUUUUAUUGGGUGAAGUUAAGGCUCCAAUGGAGGGUACUGAUGCGGCUGAUGCGGUUGAUUGGCAUGCUGCCAAUGCCCAGAUUAUUCAUUGGUUGGUGGCUACGGUGGACAUUCCGACGGCUCUCAGCCUUCGUCGAUUUCGCACGGCGCAUGAGAUGUGGAGUUAUAUCUGCACUACCUAUUCGCAAAAUACAGCCUCCCAUCAGUUUGAGAUGGAAGGAGAGAUCGCUCGUCUUGCUCAGGGCGAUCGCGAUGUUCGCGUCUAUUAUCAAGAGUGUCUUCAUUUGUGGACGGAAUACGACUUGCUGACUGUCCCUCUUGUUCCCGAUGUUGCUGCUGUGGCAGUUCAGGCCGAGCGAGAUCGCACUCGUGUUCUUCAAUUCUUAGCGAAGCUUCGGCCUGAGUUCGAACCCAUCCGAGCCUCAUUGAUUCAUCGCAAUACUACGAGUGUUGAUUCUGUUGUUGCUGAGCUUAUGCGGGAGGAGACCCGACUUCGUAGUCAAUCCCAGAUUGAUCAUGCCACUCCACAUGCUGAACCCGCCUUUGCUGUAGGCCGCCCGGCUGCUGUCUCUCGUCCCUCCUCUGGUCGGCCGACUUCAGCUGCCUCUACUGGGACGGUGACGUGCUUCUUCUGCCAGGAGACAGGUCACGUUCAGACCUACUGCAUUUUUUGUAAAAGUUCAGGCCAUAUUGUCUCUGAGUGCCCCACGUUACGACGGCGGGGGAAGUUGCGUCCUGUUCCCUCCUUUGGUAGCUCGACUUCCCGGGCUGUGGCAUAUCCGGUGACUGCUGAAUCCUCGGCUUCUCUUACUCGUGAUCAGGUCAACCAGAUGGUUCAAGACGCUCUUCGUGAUGCUCUCUCGUCUGCGUUCUCAACUGGUCUCCCAUCUGGUAAGUCUCUUCGUUGGAUGUUGGAUUCUGCAGCUUUUAAUCACAUGACGCAUCAUCGUUCUGCAUUUGGGACUUUACGUCCGAUAUCUCCUAUGAGUCUUCAAGUAGCUAAUGGGGCAACUCUCCCCGUUCAGGGUGCUGGUACUGCUAGUACUGGUUCAGUGUCUCUCCCUGACACUCUUUAUGUUCCUCAGCUCGUUCCCAAUCUGGUAUCCGUUGGUAAGCUCACAGAGGAUGGUUGUGAUGUCGUGUUUGAUUAUGCUGGGUGUGUUGUGCAGGAUCGGGAGACGGGGAGGGUGCUCGGGACAGGAAGUAAGGUGGGCCGUUCAUUUAUCCUUGAUGAUCUACGUGGGCGUGCAUGCAUGGAACCACAGGGUGCAUGGGAUGGUGGUGGCACGUCGCCUACAUUGGGUCACCAAGGGAAGUCUGGGCCGCAGCAAGCUUGUGAUGGGUCCAAGGAGACUUGUGAUGAGAUUUUAUCUAAGGAGAAUGACUUUGAUGCUCCUGUUUUUAGUUCGAAUAUUUCUGUUGAUUCAUUAUGGGAUUUAUGGCACAAUAGGUUGGGUCACCCUCAUGAUGGGAGAUUAAAGACUAUGUUUAGCAAUAAUUUGUUGCCGGAUAAAUUGGAUUUGGUGAAGUAUGCUGGGGAUUUUUCGGAUUGUGUGAGCUGUUUGGAGGCAAAAGCUUCUCAAUCUUCUUUCUCAUCUAGCGACACUGUCUAUGAUGAACCGUUCGAUUUGGUGCAUUCUGAUCUUUGGGGCCCCUCUCCCGUGCCGGAUAAAUUGGAUUUGGUGAAGUAUGCUGGGGAUUUUUCGGAUUGUGUGAGCUGUUUGGAGGCAAAAGCUUCUCAAUCUUCUUUCUCAUCUAGCGACACUGUCUAUGAUGAACCGUUCGAUUCGGUGCAUUCUGAUCUUUGGGGCCCCUCUCCCGUCACUUCGCGAUUAGGAUACCGGUAUUUUGCUUUGUUUAUUGACCAUACAACUCGAUUUACUUGGGUUUACUUCCUAAAACAGAAAUCUGAGUUAACUAAAGUGGCCAAAGAGUUUGUGCAAAUGGUGAAAACUGAGUUUGGCAAAACGAUCAAGGUGUUGCGAUCUGAUCCCGGUGGCGAAUACACGCCUAAUGAGCUUCUGGCAUUCUUCAAAGCAGAAGGUAUUCUUCCCCAACAAUCAUGUCCGGGUGUUUCACAGCAGAACGGUGUAGUCGAACGUAAGAACGGGCAUGUACUGGAAUUGACAAGAGCUAUUCUGUUUUUCUCAAAGGUCCCAACGGGAUUUUGGGUGGAGGCGGUUCAUACCAUUGUCUAUCUGAUUAACAGUCAGAUAACUCCGCUGCUCGGCCAACGAUCUCCUUAUCAGGCUCUAUACUCGAAGCUUCCAGAUUAUUCUUUUCUCCGGAUCUUUGGGUGUACCUGUUUUGUUCUACUGCAGAGAAAGGAGCGGCACAAACUGGCUCCAAAGGUUGCUCGGUGUAUAUUUAUGGGGUACAGUGACAAGCAUAAAGGUUAUAUGUGUUAUGACCCAGUGGCUCGUCGUAUGAGGGUAGCAUAUCAUGUUAAAUUUCUGGAGAAUCAUAUGCACUAUCAUUCAUCACCUACUGAGGCUAGCACUGCCGAGACUUUAGCCUUCCUGCAGAACUGGCCGAGUUUUGAAACUACUCCUUCGAUCCCUCUCGAACUUACUACUGAUUCCAGUUCCACGAGUUCCGGUACCCACGGUGAGCCCACCUCACCUACUGCUUCGGGGCAUGGUAGUCCCUCUUCCUCGUCGGGUUCCACGAGUCGCGACUCUUCGUAUGGAGCGUCGAGCACAUCGGGAUCUUCUUCCCACUCCGCGUCGUCGAGUCCCUCGAGCGCCUCUUCUGGGUCUUCGUCUACAGCUACAGCCCAGUCGACACCUCCUACACCGCCUGUUCUUCCUCUACGCCGCUCCGCCCGAUCCACAUUAGGCCGUCCUCCGGCCCGUAUGAGUGACUUCAUUAGCUAUUCUACAGAGCCGAUUUUUGUUCCUCGUUCUUAUUCUCAGGCUGUUCGUGAUCCUCGUUGGAACUCGGCCAUGCGGGUUGAGAUGGACGCGUUAGAGGAGAAUCAUACGUGGGAGCUUGUUCCCCGUCUGGAUGGGAUGUCCGUUAUUGGUUGUCGAUGGGUUUAUACUGUCAAAAUGCUCCCAGAUGGUGCUGUUGAUAAGUUUAAAGCUCGCUUGGUUGCACAGGGAUUCAAGCAGGAGUAUGGUAUUGACUAUGAGGAGACGUUUGCCCCAGUUGUCAAAAUGCAGACUGUUCGAUCAGUGUUUGCGGUUGCUUCUAUGCAAGGUUGGCCUCUCCUUCAACUUGAUGUGAAGAAUGCCUUUCUUCAUUGUGACUUAAAGGAGACAAUAUAUAUGGAGAGACCUCCGGGCUAUGAUACAGGUGAUUCUUCUAUGGUUUGCAAGCUUGUUCGCUCUUUGUAUGGGCUCAAACAGGCACCUCGUGCUUGGUUUGAGAAAUUUCAUAGCACUCUUACUCAAGUGGGCUUCGCUCAGAGUGUGAAUGACCCCUCUCUGUUUACUCGGAAUACUGUUGAUGGUAUUGUGGUUCUCCUGGUGUACGUCGAUGAUAUGAUUAUUACGGGUAGUGAUCCGGAUGGCAUUCGUGACAUUACAGCUAUACUGCGAAAUGCUUUUAACUUGAAAGAAAUGGGGGAGGUGUCAUACUUCCUUGGGCUCGAAGUUCAUCGGUCUUCGCAAGGGUUGUUUGUGUCUCAACGGAAAUACAUUCUGGAUCUCUUGGACUCGGCGGGCUUUUCUGAUUGUGUUCCCUGCUCCACCCCCAUGGAGCAAAAUCUUAAGUUGAGCAGAGACCAGGGGGAAGUGAUGAGUGAUCAAUCGGUUUACAGGAGCCUAGUUGGGAGUCUCAUUUACUUAACUCACACUCGCCCGAACAUUUCUUAUGCGGUUCAGGUUGUAAGUCAGUAUAUGGGAAGAGCGACUAAUCUUCAUUUGGCAGCUGUUCACAGACUUCUGCGAUAUCUAAAGCAGACUCAGGACGUCGGGAUGUUCUUUCCCGCUGAAGGUGAACUGACUGUAGAAGCUUUUGCAGAUGCAGACUACGCUGGGUGUGUGGACACUAGGAGGUCAACGUCGGGCUGGUGUAUUCGGGUUGGAAACUCCUUUGUAUCAUGGCGUUGUCGGAAGCAGGAUAAAGUGUCCAAGUCCUCCACUGAAGCCGAAUACAGGUCGAUGUCUGAGGUCAGCUCAGAGUUGGUAUGGAUACAUCGUUUGCUUGAAGAGUUGGGCGUACGUUGUUAGGUCCCGAUGCGGCUCUAUGGGGAUAACACUAGUGCGAUACAGAUUGCUAGUAAUCCUGUAUUGCAUGACAGAACUAAACACAUUGAGGUUCAUGCCCAUUACAUUAGACAGUUGGUGGCAGAAGGAUUGAUACAGGUGGGUUAUCUCUCGACAGAAGAUCAGACUGCAGAUCUCUUGACAAAGGCAGUCAGUUCUAAUCGACAUUGGUACUUAUCGUCCAAAUUGAUGUUGCGCACCGCACAUCAAUUUGAGAGAGGGUAUUAAAAUAUAUUAGCUUAA
This is a messenger RNA of Linum trigynum, 5331 nucleotides long. The record is from the annotation of a GenBank genome assembly. Lineage: Eukaryota; Viridiplantae; Streptophyta; Magnoliopsida; Malpighiales; Linaceae.